This is a messenger RNA of Auanema sp. JU1783, 318 nucleotides long. Lineage: Eukaryota; Metazoa; Nematoda; Chromadorea; Rhabditida; Rhabditidae. The record is from the annotation of a GenBank genome assembly.
AUGCACAGGCAGAAAUUGGCCUAUUUUGGGCAAAGAGAAUUUGAUCAAAUUGGAUCACGUGCUAACGCACUAAUAUGGGCAGUGAGCACGUUCUCGUCAGAACUAUGUCGGCAGUCGGACAGUUACAGGAGUUGUCAUAAAGCUGUGCUAUCAGCAACUGACCUUUUUGAAGAUGCAAGCAAACGUUUGUUCAGAUCUAAUACAACCAGCUCUUUAGCAUGUGAUCACUUUCUGCACAUGUGUGAUAUUAGGAAUGCCGAAGGUCUCUUAAUAGAAAAAGGAUCAUGGCGAUGCAGCACAUGCCAGGAAUUCAAAUAA